UUUAUUCGUGUUUUGCAAAUGAUCAAAAUUUUAUUGUUGAAAAAUGUUUCCGUCCAUUAUAAUUUAGAUCUCAUUAUUCAAUGUUAUUCCAUUCAAAUCAAUCAAUAUCGAUUGUAUAAUAAAAUACAUGAUGAAAAGAGUUCCAUUAUUGACCAACAACAAACAACAACAACAACAACAACAACCAAAGUCAUUGAAAUUAUUCAUUUAUUAUUUCCAUAAUCACCGUCGUAGACGACGAAGACGUGGAAAAAUAAAACAAUUAAAAAACGAAACUUUUCGAGAAUUACUAUUUUAAUGAAUAUAUUCAUCAUCAAUCAAUCAAUCAAUCGAAUUAAUCUAUUUUCGUUUCUUUAUUAUUAUCAUCAUUCAUUUUACAAACAAACAAAAAAAUUGUUUCAACCGAAUUAAUCCAACAGCGAUCACAACUACAAAAAAAAUCUCAAAUUGAAUCAUCAUCAUGAUUCCGAAGGCUAUUCCUAUGGAAAUACGACAUAUCGUUUUUCUAUUAAUAUUUUUCAUUCUAUAUGUAAUAUUUGGCGGCAUUGUAUUCAUGUUACUUGAAUGGCCUGAUGAACAAAUUAAACGCAAAGAGAUUGGAUUAUUAUUGAAUGAAUUUACUGAACAUAUCAAACGUUUGAAUCAUACACAAUUCACGGAAGAAAAAUUUCGUUUAAUUAUACAUGAAUUAUUGAUGGCACAAGAUAACAAUCUAAUCGAUAGCUAUGGAAACCAACAGCCAUUUAUAAAUUGGAGUUUUAUUAAUUCAUUCUUUUUUGCAAUCACUGUGAUCACUACCAUUGGUUAUGGUCAUCUGACACCGCGAACAAUAAUGGGAAAAUUUUUCUGCAUUAUUUAUGCAUUGUUUGGCAUACCAAUUACAAGUCUACUUAUUGGCAGUGUUGCCGAUCGUUUUAGUAAAUUAUAUUCACCAAAAAAAUUACCACGCGGAUUGAAACGAACCGCACCAAAAUAUCAACGACAAUUAUCUGCACGUUUUCUAAUGUUAAGACGUGGACUGAUAUCAUUGGUACCAUGGUUUUUUACAUUUCUUGUUGUUCCAGCAUGGAUUUUUCGUUAUCUAGAAGGAUGGUCAUUCUUGGAUGGUUUCUAUUAUUGUUUUAUAACAUUAUCAACAAUUGGUUUUGGUGAUUAUGUUGUUGCCGGUGGUUUUGAAAAGAAUUAUAUCUGGAUCUAUAAGAUUAUUAUUGUAUUCUGGAUCAUAUUCGGUUUGGCAUAUCUGUCGAUGAUAUUGAAUUUUAUUACCAAUGCAAUACGUAGUCGAAGAAUAUCGAAUGUAAUGAAUUCAUUACGUGUAAAAAUUAAUUCAAAUGGUAGUCUUGUGGCACGUAUGCGCCGUAAUCAAAAUGAUGAUGAUGAUCAUCAUCAUCAUUGUCAUUUAAAUCAUCAUCAAUAUCAACGACAACAACAACAAUUUCCAAGUCCAAGAUUUAUUAAUAAUAAUUAUCUAAUUAAUGAUGAUUAUAGUAGCUAUAAACAACGGCCAAAUUCAUCUAUAUUUAAUAAUUUUGAAUCCGAACAUUUAAAACAUGGACAAAAAUCAACGAUGCAUUUAUUCCAUGUUUGGAAAAUAUUUAAAUCAAAACGAACAAAAAUUCAAAAAGAAUCAAACAAAAAAUAAUGCGUCCGACGACAAGUCUUCCGGAACUAUCCGAAUGUAUGGUACGAACACAACAAGUGGCCACCAUAACAAUUGUUUAAAGAAGCUUAAUAGUUUAUUAUUAUUAAUAUAAUAUAAUUUUUCAUUGAACAUCAUUGGUCAUUAAAAA
This is a messenger RNA of Dermatophagoides farinae (American house dust mite), 1790 nucleotides long. RefSeq names its product potassium channel, subfamily K, member 16. NCBI's taxonomy places the organism in Eukaryota, Metazoa, Arthropoda, Arachnida, Sarcoptiformes, Pyroglyphidae. Gene Ontology annotation, molecular function: outward rectifier potassium channel activity; potassium ion leak channel activity. Gene Ontology annotation, biological process: potassium ion transmembrane transport; stabilization of membrane potential. Gene Ontology annotation, cellular component: plasma membrane. The record is from RefSeq and is a predicted model, not a curated record.